UUUUCCCAAUAAUAAACGAGGGAAGAAAACGAGUUUUAAAGGAAGAAGAUUUAUACAAAUGUUCAAGAUAUCAUACUUCAGAGUAUCUUGGCGAUCUGCUACAGAAAGAAUGGAAUCAGGAAUUGCAGAAGAAAAAUUCGAGCAUAAUGAAAGCUUUAUUACGUUUUGUUGGUUGGAAAUACUUAAUAAUUAUUCUACUUGUACUCAUUCAGAUGACAGCGUCAAUUGCAGGCCAAGCAUACUUCAUAGGAUUAAUAAUAAAUUAUUUUGAAAACAGAGAGGAACGGAAUCAAUACAAGUUGUAUGCUACAGUUGCGGGAUUUUUUGUUGUACUUGCGAUGUAUUUCUGUAUAUAUAAUAUUAAUGCGUUUAUAACUGAAAUCUAUGCAAUGAAAUUAAAGAUAGCUUUCUGCACCCUUAUAUAUAGAAAGGCAAUUAGGCUAAGUCCUUCGUCUCUGGAAAGAUCGAAUGUAGGACAAAUGGUAAAUCUUUUAGCAAACGACGUCGGCAAAUUCCAAAAUAAAGUUAUUUCCCUAUCACUUUUAUUUACGUCGCCUUUUUUCAUCAUUACUUCAAUAGCCAUGUUGUGGAAAUAUUAUGGAUGGACUAUUCUAAUUGGAUUCUUAGUCAUAUUUCUUUAUUUUCCUAUACAACUUGCUUUGAGUAAACUAUAUUCUAAAUUGAGAUUACAAGCAGCUGUAUUGGGAGACGAAAGAUUGAAUCUGUUGAACGAGAUGAUUGCUGAUAUGAGGUUAAUAAAGAUGUACACCUGGGAAUUGCCAUAUGCCGCAUUAAUAGAAAAAAUCAGAGUGAAAGAAAUGAAAAAAAUUCGAAAGUUUUUAUACGCAAGUGGAAUAUCGUAUAUAUUGGCGUAUCCUAUAUCGAAAUUAUUCAUUCUCCUCGCAUAUCUGGCAUUCUUUUUAAAUGGAGGACAAUUAAAUGCCGAAAUUAUAUUCGUCACAAUGACAGUUUCAAUGUAUAUCUACAACGACAUUGUUGCUCUGUUUUCUCAAGCAGUAGGAUUUGUUGCAGAAAUUUUGGUUUCGUUAAAAAGAAUACAGGAUUUUCUCCUCCUUCAAGAAAGAGAGAACGAUGCAGACAAUACUGUAAGAGAAAGAGAAAAUUCAACCGAAUACGAGAUACGAAUGGAUAGUGUCACAGCUGCGUGGAAAAAAGAAUUCGAACCAACAUUAAAUGGGAUAUCACUAAACAUGCAGUCGAGAGAAUUAUUAAUUGUUAUUGGUCCUGUUGGAUCAGGGAAGUCGUCUUUACUAAUGUCCGUGUUGGGAGAGAUUCCAAUUACUUCCGGUAAAGUGUCCGUGAAAGGAAAGAUUUCGUAUGCUUCUCAAGAAGCUUGGGUAUUCAACGCAACUAUCAGGGAAAACAUCUUGUUUGGAGAAGAAUAUCAAGAAGACAAAUAUAGAAAAAUCUUGCAUAUAACGGCAUUAGAAAAGGAUAUUAGCUUAUUUCCUAAAGGAGAUCUGACAAUCGUAGGAGAAAAAGGAGUGAUAAUGAGCGGUGGGCAGAAGGCAAGAAUUAAUUUAGCAAGAACGCUAUAUGUCGAUGCCGAUAUUUUCCUCCUGGAUGAUCCACUGAGUGCUGUCGAUGUUCCAGUGGCAAAACAUAUCUUCGAAAAGUGUAUAAUGGAAUAUUUGAAAGACAAGAUAUGCAUUUUAGUUACGCAUCAAAUACAAUUUUUAAACUCUGCGUGUAGAAUUUUAGCGUUAAAGAAGGGAAAAUGUGAAUUUAUUGGAAAUUUUAAACAAUUGGAAAAUUUACAAAUGAAUACAGGAAUAUUACCAAAGGAAAAAGUCUCUGAAAACAUUGAUAUAGAGAGUGCAGUUUUUAAUGAUGAUGAUAAUGAAAUUAGAAGUUUUCAAUGUGAUACGAAUGAUGAUAUUAAAGACAGAAACAAGAGUAAUGAGGAAACGGAAAAAAACCAAAGUCCACGGGACAAUGAAGGAGUUAAGAAACCAGGAAUUUCAGUUUAUAAAUCAUACGUGAAUGCCGGAGCGGGACUUUUCUUCAAGAUUGUUAUUUUAUCCACGCUAAUUAUAUCGCAAUCUUUUACAACUGCCAGCGACUAUUGGCUAAUCAAAUGGUUGCAAGAUAUAAGAAUCUAUAGCCACAGCAUAGAGAAUUUCGAAAAUAUUACAUCUAACACAAGUAUUUUUCACAACAUUGAAGACAAAAAUUUUUAUCACAGUGAAGAAUUCAACAUGUAUGUUUACAUUGGAUUGAUAUGUGCCGUAUUUCUAACGAUGUUAACUUCUGGUUUAUUGUUAUACAAAUUUUUCACAAUUGCUUCUUUCAAGCUACACAACAAUAUGUUUCGUUGUAUCAUUCGAACUCCGAUAUCAUUUUUGGAUAACAAUCCCGUUGGAAAAAUUUUAGUUCGGUUUUCUAAAGAUGUUAAAUCGAUGGAUGAUUUGUUACCUUUCUUUACUUUCAUGCUGAUAAGAGGAUAUUUUCUGGUUGUUGGCGCAUGUGUUCUUCAAGCGAUACUCUGUCCUUAUCUAUUCAUAUUGAUUGCUGUCCUUUUAGCAAUAUUCUGUGCUUUGUGGACCAUCUAUAGCCGAGUAUUGAAAAGUGUAAAACAUUUGGAAGGAAAAUUGAGAAAUCCAGUAUUUUCACAUCUGAGUGUAUCUCUUUACGGACUGACGACAAUUAGAGCAUUUAAAGCUGAAAGCAGAUUUAAAUCCAUGUUUAAUAAGUAUCAGGAUAAGCAUACUUCAACGUUGUUUAUUUAUGCGUGUUUAGUUCGAUGGAUUGCCAUAUACGGUCACAUAAUUUCUUUUAUAAAUCUAAUUAUUACUGUUAUUAUUUUUAUUGUUUCAAAUAAUUCAGCUGAAGCAGGAAGCAAAAUUGGACUUAUACUGAAUUACGGAAUAUUGAUAAUUAUAAAUAUUCAAUUCCUCAUUUCAUUUACAUCUGAAAUGGAAUUUCAGAUGAACUCGGUAAAGCGCAUUCUGAAAUACAGCAAAUUGAAAUCGGAAGCCUCGUAUGAAAGUUUGCCCGAUAAACGACCACCCUCGGACUGGCCACAGACAGGAGUAAUUCAUUUCGAUAAUGUUUCUUUACAAUACUCCGAGGAUAAAAACAUCGUUCUAAAGAAUUUGACUUUUCGUAUUGGCUCGGGAGAAAAGAUAGGAAUUGUCGGGAGAACAGGAGCUGGAAAGAGUUCUAUAAUUGCUUCGUUAUUUCGCAUGACGGAGCCAACGGGAACAAUCACCAUCGAUGGAAUCGACAUCAAGGAAAUCGGUCUUCGAGAUCUACGUAGUAAAAUAUCCAUCAUUCCUCAAGAACCGAUGUUGUUUACCGGUCCUCUUCGAAGGAACAUCGAUCCCUUCGACGAAUAUUCGGAAGAAACUCUGUGGAAAGUCAUAGAAGAGGUACAGUUAAAAGAAGUUAUUAGUAAAUUACCUGGAGGGUUGGAUACGCACUUAACGGAAGGAGGGAGGAAUUUCAGCGUGGGAGAAAGACAGUUGAUUUGUCUGGCCCGAACCAUUCUUCGCCGGAAUAAAAUUCUCGUCAUGGACGAAGCAACGUCCAAUAUCGAUAAAAGGACCGAUUCCUGUCUACAGAAAAUAAUUCGAGAAAGAUUUAAAUCUUGUACUGUGUUGACAAUAGCCCACAGAUUAAAUACAAUCAUCGAUUCGGAUAGAGUUCUGGUACUAGAUACCGGGAAAUUACAAGAAUUUGACUCGCCGUAUGCCUUACUGAAGAACGUAAACGGUAUAUUUUAUAACUUGGUUAAGAAGACGGGAGUAACUUCAAUGAAUGAAUUAUACAAAAUUGCCAAAGCGAAAUAUUACGCUAAAGAAAGGGUCGAACAAACAAAACUAUAAAACAGUGGAUUGUAUUCAAUGUAUAUCCGUCUUUUACAGAUCCGGUGUUACGUUUUUUAUUUAAUCCUGUUCUUAGAAAUAUUAAGUCAAGUUCUUAAACAUUAAGUUAGUAUUUUCGCACAUCAAGUAAAAUAUAAAAUUAAUUUUACGUUUUACUUGACAUGUUUUACUUGACAUGAUAUUUAACAUUUGUGAGUUUGUUAAAUUUAUCUAUGGUAAACAUCAUUGAAAGUAAUCAGAAGGUUUAGCAGAUAAUGGUUUUAGGAAUACUUACAAUGGUUAAUUUAAGAAUUGAAGUGAAUUUUCAAGUAUUAAAAAACAGUAAAUGAGUUUAAUUUAAAUAAUUUAAUACAAGUUUUGUUUAUGAAUUCCAUUAGGAAAAUCUUAAUCGAAAAUAUAAUUCUAAUUCUAAAUAUGUAUCCCAGCAAAAAUUUGCAUCACGAUAAGUAAAAAUAAAAUUAGCCAAAAUUUUUUUGAA
Molecule: messenger RNA, 4326 nt
Organism: Centruroides sculpturatus (bark scorpion)
Lineage: Eukaryota; Metazoa; Arthropoda; Arachnida; Scorpiones; Buthidae
Product: multidrug resistance-associated protein 4-like
Exons: 26
Coding region: 147-3848 (1233 amino acids)
Biological process (GO): chloride transmembrane transport; bicarbonate transport
Cellular component (GO): apical plasma membrane; cytosol; plasma membrane
Molecular function (GO): ATP hydrolysis activity; ATP binding; ABC-type transporter activity
Source: RefSeq, a predicted model, not a curated record